This is a messenger RNA of Cimex lectularius (bed bug), 7602 nucleotides long. RefSeq lists its product as uncharacterized. NCBI's taxonomy places the organism in Eukaryota, Metazoa, Arthropoda, Insecta, Hemiptera, Cimicidae. The annotation marks the transcript as partial. The record is from RefSeq and is a predicted model, not a curated record. Gene Ontology annotation, molecular function: four-way junction helicase activity; 3'-5' DNA helicase activity; nucleic acid binding. Gene Ontology annotation, biological process: double-strand break repair via homologous recombination. Gene Ontology annotation, cellular component: cytoplasm; chromosome. The transcript is spliced from 4 exons.
AUGGAUCUCUUUCUCUACAACCCAACCUACCAGAUCUGGAUCUGCACCGCGCCUCGCUGCCAGUAUGCAGUGGCCCCGUCGGUCCUGCUAACCCACCUCCGGACCCGUCAUGGCUCCCACCCAUCUGCGGCCACCCCAGCCCUCCGUGAGGCUGCCCUGGCGACAAUGCUCCAGCGGCCGUGGAUUGAUCCUGCGAAGGAGACUAGCCUGUUCCCGGCAAAGGGGGACCCCCCAGUCCCAGGCCUGCCUGUCUACCAGGGUUAUGCCUGCCCCUACUGUCCCUAUAUUAUCCGGUCGUUUCCCCUGCUGGAUGAACACCGCCGGAAGAAGCAUAGAGAGCAGGAUGGUGACUGGCGGCCGGGCCGGCUCUCUCAGACCGAGCAACAGGCCCGUAAGAAGGCGCGUCUAGCAGGCUGCCCGGUCUCCUGCCAGCGGUUCUAUACCACCCGGGCUGGGAGUCAUUUCUUUGAGGUAUCCCAGACUAUGCCUGCAGGGGGCUGCCAGGAGGGUAAUACCAUGCAAACCUCCCAGGACCCUGCAGAGCUGAUCCGCGCCCGCGUUAACCAGGCACUGCAGGAGGGGGAGGUCACCGCAGAGCAAGCUGACGGCCAGGUACCCGUCCUGGAUGCCCACCCCACCGAGGCCUCCCCGUGGCUGGAGCUCACCCGCUGGCCGGAGUACCUGCGGGGGCAGGACCUGACAGCUGUAGCCCUGCUGGGCUGCCUGCCAAACCCCCGGACUGAGCCGCUGCUGGCCCAGUUCACUGCCAGUGUCCAACGACUGAUCGACCAGGCGUACCAGGCAAUCCGCGAGGGCCAGAUUAAUGAAUUUGACCAGGUCCAGAUCAAUACCUUCUUCCGUCGACCCAGCGUGUGGAACCGGCCAAUCCAGAUCCAUCUCUGGCCGGCAACCUACCGGCGGUACUGCCAGGUCUGGCAGCAGCUGGUCUGCUUUGUGUAUCGCAGCACGCGGCCGGAGCAGGCUAUCCACCUACGCCACCAGCUGAACACCACCCAGCUUGCGGCCCUGGACCAGAUGGAGGAGUACAGCCUUCAGCUACAGGCACUAGCCCUAAAGACUACUUCUAAGCCUGGUCCCGCAGCCCCCGCAGCCCCUGCAGCCCCAGCACCCAUCCUACCUGCAUCCUGCCCACCUCCGCCCAAGGCCCUGCCGCGGACCAUCCCAUGGAAGAAGAACCCUGGACUAGCCAGCUCCCUCCCCCGCCUGGCACCCCGGGUGGAGGUCCAUGUGCCUCCCCCGCCAGCGCCACCACCAGCCCUGCCGGCCGGAUAUAAUAGCCCGCAGGCACGGUCCCCCCAGGAAGUAUCCCUCCAUGAGUGGUUGGACCAGGCCUGCUUAGACCUCUCUAUCGCGCUCCUGGACCAUAGCUUGAAGGGUGAUCUCUUCGAGAGUCCCCUAGUUGGGUUCCUUGCGGUCCUCGGGGUCGACCCCGUGCGGCAGACGUUCCGGGAUCCGUACGGCUACACGAGCUACCUAUCCGGGCUGGUGAAGAUGGCCCAGAUGCUGGUUGCCCUGCGCGCGGUCCGCCUGGCAGAGGCUGGGCAGGUCAGCUACCCAGCGGAUGCCCUAGACGAUAUGCGCGAGCGGUUCCUGCUCUAUGGGGUCCGGGCCCCGUUCGGCUGGAUCACCCGCCUGCGGACCUAUGGCAAGAAGAUCCAGAACAGUACUACCAGCCUGGGCUAUAUCUACUGGAGUGAUGACGAGCAGACCCUGAGCUACAAGGACCUGCAGCUCAGCAUGCAAGGGCUCCGCGGAUUUAUCGCAGGCCAGGUCACGCGUGCCCAGGCAGAGCUGGAGGGGCUGUUCCUGCUCCAUGAGGAGGAGGUCUGUGAGGAGGUUGUCCCGCAGCUCGCCCUGCACGAGCUCCGGGACGACCCCACCAACAACACGCGCGGAUGGAACUUCCUGCGGGAUCCCCGCACUCGCAAGGCCCUGCCAACCCCGGGGGACCGCUGGCUGCUGGACCGUGUCCUCAGCUUAGCCUGGCUGCGCGAGGAAUUCCUGGAGAUCCAACCAGGCGGGCCGGCAGGGACGGACGAGGUCCUGUGGCGGGAGGGGCCUGUGGAUCAGUACCUGCACCAGGUAGACUGCUUCCUGCAACGGCUGCUCCUGCUGGUCCAUAUCACCGGGGGCCAACCGGCGCGCGCCACGGAGUUACUGGGCCUGCGGCACCGGAACACCCUGCAGGGCCGCCACCGGAAUAUCUUUAUCGAGCAUGGCCUGGUGAGCACGGUGACCAGCUAUCAUAAGGGGUACUCGAUCAGCAACACAACUAAGAUCAUCCACCGGUACCUGCCCCGGCCGGUCAGUGAGCUGCUGGUCUACUACCUAUGGCUGGUCCUUCCUUUCCGCGAAGCGCUGGAGCAGCUGACCCGGGGAGCACGGAAGUCUGCAUUCCUCUGGUCAGCCGGGGAGGGUAGCUGGGCCCCAGAGCGGUUGCGGAAGGUCCUGCAGGCUGAGGCCCAGGCCCAUCUCCAGACCAAGCUCAAUAUCCUGUCCUACCGGCAUGCAGCUAUCGCGAUCUCGCGGGUCCACCUGAAGAGCGGCGGCUUCAAGCGAGACUACAGCGGGACGGAGGCUGCAGCCGUGUUCGACGAGCAGGCCAGCCAUGGAUCCUGGACUGCUGGGACUGUGUACGCGCGGGGCCUGCAGGAGGCGCCCGGGCAUGUCGAGGCCCGGCGGCGGCAGUACCGGGGGAUCAGCCGGGAGUGGCAUGGGUUCCUGGGGUUUGAGACCUACCUGGGGCCCCGAUCCAGGGUACAAUGGGAUGGGAUCCAGCAGGAUUCCCAAGCAAUUCAGAUUCCAUAUGAACUUGACAAGCCGCUGCCCAUCCUGCCAUGCGAGCCCAAUGGCUUGCAGUGCUGCCGGCUGGACCCACCAUGCCAGUACCUGGUGUCCUCCAUGAAGGCCAUGCGGAAUCAUUGGCGGGAUGUUCAUGGCUGGUCCCAGUACUGCCACGGUGGCCGAGCAAGGCAGGCACAGCAAGCAGCAAGCCAAGCUGAGCUGCAACAGUCAUUCCGGUGUGUCUCCUGGCAGCAGGUAUUCCGUGGGGGGAAAGGCUCCCAUUAUAUAUAUAUCCGCUUCCCGGACGGGCGCGCCGAGCCCCCACCCCCCACCACGCAGAUCCAGCAGGCUGUGGAUCAGAUGUACAUGUCAUGGCAAGAACAGCAGGAGAAGCAGCGGCGGGAGCGUGUGGUCCAGGCGGGCGAGAUCAACGAUGCCAACCCGUGGCUGCGGUUAACACGGUGGGCCGAGUACCUGCAGGGGGUGGACCCGGCCGACUUGAUCAGUAUUUCCAGCGUGGGCCAUAUCGACAAGAGUUUAACUGCAGUUGAAAGGGUUGAUACUGAGCCAGUGGUCCAGGUGCUGCAGGCCACCAUGGCCCAACUGGUCCAGAAGAGCCAGCAGACUGUGCAGCACUGCGGGCAUGCCAUCCGGAUCGAGGCUGUGCGCACGGAGACCAGCCAGACGCCGCACCGCCCGCUGAUGGCGUACAUGAACCCGGAGCAGAUCCAGAAGCAUAUCCAGCCAUGGCAGCAGGUGCUGGGGUUUAUUGCCCGCACGCAGACGGACUGGCCGUGGAAAGGCCAGAAGCCGGAGUACGGGAUGACCGCGCGGCAGCGGCGCUACUGGCAGCGGCUGUGGGGGUUGGCCCAGCAGGCAGCGGACGAGCGGGCCAGCCCGGAUCCCAUGGAGAUGGACGCAGAGGCGGAGGCGGCAUCCACAUGGGAGAUGACGGUGAUUGAGACCGCAUGCUUGGAGUUUUGCAUUGAGCUGCUCAAUCAGCGGUACCGCACGCAGGAAUACGAGAGCCCGCUGGUGUGUGCCAUGGCGGUGCUGGGCCGGAGCGAGAAAGGCUGGCGGGAUGCCGACAGUUACCCGCCGAUUUUAUCCCGGGUGAUCAAGAUCGCGCGGUUUUUACUGGUGCAGAAGGCGCUGUGGAUGGACCCGGACGCGCUGGGGAUCAUUGCACUAUGGCAGUCCCAUACCGUGGCCCCCGGGCUGCUGGCCACGGCCGAGGAGGACUUGUAUGACAUUGAUGAAGGAUUCACCGAGGCCAGCCAGCCCAUGAUGCCGUCAUCGCCCCCGUCAUCGGUCCACAGCGGGGACGGUAUCCCGAUGGCCCGGGUCCCCCGCCCCGGCCGCAAGCCGCUCCAGGAUUGUGUGGAAUGGAUGGUGCGGCGGUUCAUGGUGCGCGGGACGCACGGGCCCAUGCAGACGCUGCUGGACUGGCGCACGUACGGGCUGAAGAUCCACUACAACACCACGGCGCCGGGGCAUGUGACGUGGAUGGGCCAGGAGCGGUUGCUGUACCAGCAGGUGCAGUUCACAAUGGGCGAGUUCCGGGGGUUCGUACAUGGGCUGGUGGGUGCCACCCGGACACUGCUGGGCGAGCUGCUGCAGGAGGCCGACUUAGGGUUAGGGUUACCGGCCAUCCCAUGGGACCGGCUGUUUGACGACCCGGCCGAGCAGACGCCCGGAUGGAGCUUCCUGCGGGAUCGCCGGACCCCGUGGCCGGUAGACGGUGCGCGGUGGAUGGUGGAGCGGCUGCGGGGGGAGCCCGGGGUGCAGCGGCAGGUGAUGACCCGGGGGGCGUUCCACCCGCGCAAGAUCCGGCAGUACCUGCAGCGGGUGGCCCGAUUUUUGGAGAAGCUGGCCGUGGCCGUCCAUUUGACCGGGGGGGCCCCCGCGCGGGCGCCCGAGUUGCUGAGCACCCAGCAUGUCAACACCGAGACCAACCAGCAGCGGAAUAUAUAUAUCGAGGAUGGGUUGGUGGUGUUGGUCACGGCAUACCACAAGGGGUUUUACGCGAGCAACGAUACCAAGGUGAUCCAUCGAUAUUUGCCGCGGGAGGUCGGCGGGCUGGUGGUAUAUUAUUUAUGGUUGGUCCGGCCGUUUGUCCAGCAACUGGCGUGGCAGCUGGCGCGGGCAGGUGAGGGUUUAACUGCAGUUAAUGACCCCCAGGCGGACCAGCCCGGCCAUUGCUUUACUGCAGUUAACCAUUCCCACACCGACCAUGGCUUUACUACAGUUAAACCUCCCCGCCCAGCCAUGGAUGACACCCAGCCAGACGACCCAGGGUUCGGGUUCCCCCCGGUGGAACGACGUGGGCUCAUGCUCGAGACCAUUAGCAGCCCAUAUAUCUGGGGUUGCGACGUGGGCAGUGGCCGGGAAUGGAGCAGUGAGCGGCUGCGGGAGGUGCUCAAGCGGGAGACACGCACCGGGCUGGGUACGGCCAUGACUGUGGCUCAUUACCGGGAUAUUGCCAUUGGGAUGAGCCGGCGGUUUUUACGGCCAUCCAGUGCAUUCCCCAACAACAUCCAGCAGGAGCAGGCGGCGGAGCAGGAACUGGCCGCCAGCGGGGAGGACCCGGAUGACUGGGUCGGUACCAUUGCUGAUGAGCAGGCCGGGCACAGUGCCCAUGUGGCGGGGAUGGUGUAUGGGCGGGAGAGCAACGAGUUUGCGGGUAGUACCAUGCUGCGGCGGCUGAAGUUCCGGGCAUCCAGCACGGACUGGCACGAGUUUUUAGGGUUCCCCACUGGGGGGCCCCCGGUACUGGGCAAGCGGGCCAACCCAUGGGAGGAGCAGGCUGCAGCCCACCAGGUCGAGCGGCGGCGGCAGCUCCAGGCCACGCCCAUGGAGCCCGCAUUGCAGCGGAUGACUGGACGGGCCGAGAUACAGUUCCGCGGGGUGCAGCAGCCCGCCAUCCAGGCCAUCCAGGACGGCGCCAGCCCCGUGGUUGCCAUCAUGCCCACUGGUGGGGGGAAGAGUAUGCUGUUUAUGCUCCCCGCGUUCGUGGCCCCGGGAGGGUGUACCAUUGUGGUGGUCCCAUUGAUUUCACUGCGGGCCGAUUUAAUGCAGCGGUGCCAGCAGCUUGGGAUCCGGUGUGUAUCAUGGGAAAGCCGGCGGCCCCCGGACGAAGCCGCCAUUGUACUGGUCACUGCCCGCACGCAGAUGGUGUUUUUAACGGCCACGCUGCCCCCCAUCAUGGAAGAUAUAUUUUUGCAGCGGAUCAAGCAACCCGCCAGCGCGGUUGGCAUGUACCGGGCCCGGACCAGCCGGGGGAAUGUGGCAUACCGUGUAUGGCGGCCAAUUUUACCCCGCCAGACCCCGCGGGAGCCCCAUCAGUGGUUAGUGAUGCCGGCAGUACUGCAGUACAUCCAGGGUCGGAUCCAGCAAGCGCGGGGGGGCCGGGUGAUUGUGUACGGGCAGACCAAGAGCCAGGUGCAGGCGAUCAGCCGGGAAUUGGGAUGUGAGCCAUACCACAGUGAGGUGGUGGACCGGGCCGGGGUGAUGCAGCGGUUCCAGGACGGGCUGCACCGGGUAAUUGCGGCCACCAGCGCGUUAGGGAUGGGCAUUGAUAUUCCCGAUAUCCGGUGCGUGAUCCAUAUUGGGCGGCCGCGGACGUUGCUGGAGUACGGGCAGGAAAGUGGACGGGCUGGACGGGAUGGACAGGCCAGCGAGGCGGUCAUUAUUCAUCCCGAUGGGUGGGAGACGCCCGAUCCAUGGAUCCAUGGCGUGGCCGACGCGGAUUUCCAGCUGGUGCAGGCGUACAUGGGCCAUGGGUGUCGAAGAUAUAUAUUGGAUGGGUACCUGGAUGGGACGGUGGAUGGAUACACGCGGGAGCGGUGCCGGGAUCAGGAUCUGGAUGAACUGGCAUGUGACGGGUGUGAACCCGAUUGGGAGGCGCAGGAGGCACCCGUCAGUAUCGCCAGCAGCCCGCAACACCCAGGGUCAGGGUCAGGGUUCCGCCCGAGCCCCGAUACCGUGACCAGACCAGUCAGGGGGGGUUCAGAGUUAGGGUUCAGAGGGACGGGGAGGAGGGGUCCAGAGUUAGGGUUAUCCAAUGAUGCGGUUCAUUAUUCAAGGGCCCCAAUUGAUGCCGGAUUAGGGUUUGUACCCCAUUAUGCAACAUCCAGUUCCGAAGGGGGGGAUUCCCCGGUCCAUCCGCGGGCCAUGUCCAUUGACCGCGGCGAGUCCAUUGUAUCCCAGGUACCCCAAGCCCGGGUGGUUGCCACCAGCCCCGCGUACACCGCGCGCGAGCGGCAGUAUAAGCAGGCGGCGGUCCGACAACAGGCCGAGGCCAUGCAGGCCGGGAUUGACGAGGAAUUCAUGGAGCAGGAGGCGCGGCGAUGGCUCGACCAGUGUUAUAUUUGCACGAUUGGUGGGCGGGAUGGGGACCAUAGAUUGGAGCAAUGCCCGCAUGCCGAGAGCUGUGCCGCGCAGGAGUGGCUGGGACAGGUACAGCGGCGGGUGGAUUAUAUCCGAUUUCAGUGUUGUUAUCAAUGUGGGAUGCCGCAGGCGAUAUGCCAUGGGUGGCAGGACCGGGAGGUGUGUACAUGGCGGGGGGUAUUGAUCCCGAUGAUUGCGGGGAUGUUGUACGGGCCAUGUGGUGAGGUAGUGCGGCCGGCAUGGGAGCAGUGGUUGCAGGGGCGAAGAUUAGAAGGGCGGGUGAUAUAUGCCGGGAAGAUAUUCCAGCAGGAGGUCAUGGCUGGGGUGGUCAACCCGCGAGAUUAUCGAUCCAUCGCAGCGUUUUUGGGGCAGGGUACCAUUAAUGGACGGGGCGUCGAGGUGCAGGCA